Olea europaea var. sylvestris is the source of this 1884-nucleotide messenger RNA. RefSeq lists its product as uncharacterized. Gene Ontology annotation, biological process: DNA integration. Lineage: Eukaryota; Viridiplantae; Streptophyta; Magnoliopsida; Lamiales; Oleaceae. The coding region runs from base 1 to 1884 and encodes 627 amino acids. Gene Ontology annotation, molecular function: nucleic acid binding; RNA-DNA hybrid ribonuclease activity. The record is from RefSeq and is a predicted model, not a curated record. The transcript is spliced from 5 exons.
AUGGAAGUGUAUGUUGACGAUAUACUGGUCAAAAGCAUCAAGGCCAAGGACCACUGUCAACACCUAACCGUAAUGUUUGAUAUAUUGAGGAAGUAUGGAAUGAAGUUGAACCCAGAGGAAAUGUGUUUUCGAGAAAAUGGCAUUCAAUAUCCAGUUUAUUAUGUAAGCAAAGCGCUUCACGAAGCCGAGCUCAGAUAUUCACUUGUAGAAAAACUGGCAUUCACCCUGCUGAUGGCAGCGCGAAGAUUGAGGCCAUAUUUCUUGGAACACCCCAUUGAGGUCCUUACUAACUCUCCAUUGAAGCAAACGCUACAAAGGCCCGACACCUCUGGACGGAUGGUAAAAUGGGCAGUAAAACUCGGACAAUUCGACAUCAAAUACACGCCCCAUUCCUCUAUAAAGAGCCAGGCACUUGUCGACUUUGUCUCUGAGUUCUGCAACGUCCCAAUUGAAGAACAACAUAAAGAAACCCCUUGGAAACUUUAUGCCGACGGUUCAUCCACCGGAGAACGAUCUGGAGCCGGCAUUGUAUUAAUCAGCCCUGAUCACCGCAUAUUUUGCGAAGCCUUGCCAUUUGACUUCAAAGCCUCAAAUAAUGAGGCUGAGUACGAAGCUCUCAUUGCUGGAGCAAGGAUGGCCUUAGGACUAGGGAUCUCCAACCUAAUCCUACACAACGACUCCCAACUAGUCGUGAAUCAGGUCAACGGUGUAUAUAUGGCGAAAGAAGACAGGACGGACAACUACCUACGAGUUGUGAAAAAAGAACUUGAAAGAUUCAACACCACCCAAGUCAAACAAAUUCCCCGAUCUCAGAACAAUCACGCCGAUGCACUGGCCCGCUUAGCCACUAGUGAGGCAAUCGAGGAGUUCGAUAGCAUCCAUGACGAGAUCACCCCUUACCUGAAAAUCGGAAAAUAUCUCGAAAACUCUGCAGAGGCUAGAAAGCUCCGAACAAGGUCGGCCAGGUACACUCUAAUUGAUAAUGUACUAUACAAACGAGGUUAUUCCACGCCCUUGUUAAGAUGCGAUAAGUGCCAGCGCCUCACCCCCAUCAUAAAUACUCCAUCGCGUGAACUGAACCCAGUAACAGCACCUUGGCCCUUUGCAAAAUGGGGGGUUGACCUAAUUGGACCCAUGCCCAUUGGAAAGGAGGGGUUCGGCAUACCUCACUCCAUUGUUACGGAUAAUGGAAAACGGUUCGACAAUGCACGACUUUCAGAUUUUUGCGAAGAGCUCAGCAUCAAGAAACAUUUCUCAUCACCAAACCAUCCACAGCCAAACGGCCAAGUCGAAGCCAUUAACAAGAUUAUUAAGCACACAUUGAAAGCAAAACUCGAUUUGUUUAAAGGAGGAUGGGCCGAAGAACUCUCCAGUGUGUUAUGGUCUUAUCGUACUACUGCAAGGACAAGCACAGAAGAAACCCUGUUCUCACUGACUUUCGGCAUAAAGGCCGUGAUCCCACUAGAAAUCAACAUUCCUUCACUGCGCAUAACUGAUUACGAAGAAGAAAGGAACCCCAUAGCUCUUCGCACAAAAUUCAACCUAACCGAGGAAAAAAUGAACAACGCCGAACUCAAGAAUGCUGUUUACAAACAGUGGAACGCCAAGUAUUAUAACCAAAAAGUGCGAAAAAGAGAAUUUGAGGUAGGAUCCCUCAUCUUACGGAAGGCAUUCCUCCCCACAAGAGAGAUCGGCAGUGGAUGCCUGGGUCCAAAUUGGGAAGGUCCUUAUCUGAUAACAAAUGUCCUGCUAAAGGAGGCAUAUGAAUUGGAAGACUUGGGAGGUAGAUCCUUACCCAUCCUUGGAAUGCCGACCACCUUAAGCAGUACUAUUAGUGAAUGGAAAAAGCCCCCUUGUAAUGUCAAUCACAUCAAUAAAAAUUGA